AAAAUGAAUACAGUUCAACAAAUAUCACCUCUUCAUGUUGUUGAACAAAAUUCAAAACCUAGUCAUACUUGGUUAUCCGAAAAAGCGAGUGAUGAUAAUGAUUCAAAUGCUUCACCAAAAGGAAAUGUUAAUUUGAGUGAUUCAGCACAACUUAAGAAUUCCGGCUUCGUGACAUUUGAUUGUGAAGAAGAACGCUGCACAAAACAAUUUAUGAGACUUGGUAAUUUAACGAUACAUAUGACAACAGGCAAACAUGAUAUUGAACAGGAAAAAUAUUCAUUAUUAGACAAAUCAAAAUUAUUGUAUAAACAAAAAUUAGAAAAUGUUACAUUGCAAGCUAUUCCGAAUUUACAAAAUUUCAAAGUAAUCCGAUCAGCAACAAAUAAACAACAUCAACCAUUAACGUGCGGCUGGGCCUUGAUGGCAAAAAAAUCAAACGUACAAUUUUCGCAGCAGCAAAAGGAUUUUUUAACUCAAAAAUAUGAUGAAAGUGAAACAACUGGAAUGAAAUCUGAUCCAGUAUCCGUCGCACAAGAAAUGCAAAUAUUAUGGGAUAAUAACGGUGAUUAUGUGUUUGAUCGAGAACAAUGGCUGACAUCUCAACAAAUAAAAUCUUUUUGGUCACGUUUAACAAGAAACCGGCGCAAAUCCAGUAAACAACAAACAACAGUACAAAAACAAGAAGAUGAUGAUGAAGAGGAUGACCGUGAUGAUGAAAAUGAUAAUGAUUAUAACUCGUUUCAACUAAGGCAACAAGCAAAAACACUGCUUUCAGCAAAAGAACAACAGCAACAGGGACAACAAACAUCAUCUUCAUUCAAUACUCGUAAAGCUAAAACUGAAAAUCGUUUCUCACAAGAUCUUACUAAUCAACAACAACAACCAUCAAAACGUUUGUCAAAAAAAUAA
This is a messenger RNA of Didymodactylos carnosus, 909 nucleotides long. NCBI's taxonomy places the organism in Eukaryota, Metazoa, Rotifera, Eurotatoria, Philodinida, Philodinidae. The record is from the annotation of a GenBank genome assembly.